Carassius carassius (crucian carp) is the source of this 1432-nucleotide messenger RNA. RefSeq names its product ras-related protein Rab-21. Gene Ontology annotation, molecular function: GTP binding; GTPase activity. Lineage: Eukaryota; Metazoa; Chordata; Actinopteri; Cypriniformes; Cyprinidae. The coding region runs from base 226 to 876 and encodes 216 amino acids. Gene Ontology annotation, biological process: Rab protein signal transduction. The record is from RefSeq and is a predicted model, not a curated record. The transcript has 7 exons.
CCUCUCCGUCACGUCACAGAGAGCCCGAGCGCCAUUAGAUUGAUGGCAGAGCUUCAUCAGGAGCGAAGCAGGGUUUAAUAGAGGAAUCAGUGCGAAGACUUUACGCGAAGCGCGGAUCGGUGGCUGUUUGCGUGUGUUGCGGUCAUCCGUGGAGCUCUAUGGCUGCUGUGAUCGGCUAGAGGCUCGAAUCAGGCUUUGUUUUUGUGUCAGGCGGAGAGUUUGGGCAUGGCGGCGGCUGGAGGGAAGACGUACUCGUUCAAGGUGGUGCUGCUGGGGGAGGGCUGCGUCGGGAAAACCUCGCUGGUGCUGCGAUACUGCGAGAACAAAUUCAACGACAAACACAUCACCACUCUUCAGGCAUCGUUCCUCACAAAAAAGCUCAACAUCACAGGAAAGAGAGUGAAUCUGGCUAUAUGGGACACUGCUGGUCAGGAGCGUUUUCAUGCCCUUGGACCCAUCUACUACAGAGAUUCCAAUGGCGCAAUAUUGGUGUACGAUGUCACAGAUGAGGAUUCAUUUCAGAAGGUGAAGAACUGGGUAAAAGAGUUAAGGAAAAUGUUGGGGAAUGAGAUCUGUUUAUGUAUAGUAGGCAAUAAAAUUGACCUGGAAAAAGACCGACAUGUUUCUGUGGAGGACGCAGAGGGAUACGCAGAGUCAGUGGGGGCAAAACACUAUCACACAUCAGCCAAAUUAAACAAAGGCAUUGAGGAGCUGUUUCUGGACCUGUGUAAACGCAUGAUGGAGACGGCUCAGGCAGAGGAGAGGUCAAGGGGGAACGGCGCGAGUCACACAAGCACAGCCCGGAGAGGUGUACAGAUUGUUGACGACGAGUCCCAGGCUGCCAUGCCCGCCGGAGGCUGUUGUACUUCCGGCUAAACACACUUACCCCCUUUUACCUUUACCUGGAACUGAUAAUGGCCUCUCGUGCUCUCCUCUGUGUAAGAAGCUCCUCAGCUCUGUCAAGUCACUUCUUUAACAGUUCCUUAUUGAAACGGUCGAUUUUGUAACUCCAUUCUUUGCCAGCAGACUUUAGGGGCCAAAAAAUGCCAGAUUGACCUAUGUUAAAAAUAUUCACAAAUUAUUACAAAUAGGUAUCAAACAAUAAUGCCCAGUCUUAUAAAAACAAUACAUGCACUGAUUCAUUUCCCUUUCAAUCUGAUAUGUUAGCACUUUUUUUUCUUCUUUUGGCAAGGUGUUGUGCAUGUAGAAUCUUUAAAAUCCUAGUUUCAUUUUACAUCCAAGAAAAAAAGAAAUUCUUUAUUAUUUAAUAACUUAUUUACACAUUCAUCAAACAUCUACAUGUCCAAAGACCUUUGUACUUCUUGUAAUCAAUUGGCUUGUGUCAUUCUUAUACAGUCUCAUUCUUCUGUCGUUCAUAUCUUCUGUAUCUUUCUUAAAAAUGCAACAUUAAAAUCCAUCUAGAACAUUUAAA